Nilaparvata lugens (brown planthopper) is the source of this 3249-nucleotide messenger RNA. RefSeq names its product protein arginine N-methyltransferase 1-like (gene Art1). The record is from RefSeq and is a predicted model, not a curated record. NCBI's taxonomy places the organism in Eukaryota, Metazoa, Arthropoda, Insecta, Hemiptera, Delphacidae. Gene Ontology annotation, biological process: peptidyl-arginine methylation. Gene Ontology annotation, molecular function: protein-arginine N-methyltransferase activity. The transcript is spliced from 5 exons. Gene Ontology annotation, cellular component: nucleus. The coding region runs from base 219 to 1310 and encodes 363 amino acids.
UGCAAAAGAAACCAAAAAGAUGGCGGCAACCGCAGUAGUUCUUCCGUCUGAAACUAAUUCCGUAGAAAACAAUACCGAAGUCUCAGUGGUAUGUUUAAAUUUAACAUUAAACUGUUUUAAUUUUUGAUUUACUUGUAUGAUUUUGGUAUAUGUGAUAGGUAGCUGAGGUCCUCAUUUAUUUAUUGGAAAUCUGUGUCUCUCUCAUCACGGCUGACAAAAUGGAGGCGAUGGAAGGAGUAACAGAAAAUGGUGCUCUACCGACCAAACUAAUUGUCAAUUCUAAUUCUAAGCCUUGUCCUAAAGAUGGUGAUGUAGAUAUUGAAGAAAUGACGUCCAGAGACUAUUACUUUGAUUCCUAUGCACAUUUCGGCAUUCAUGAAGAAAUGUUGAAAGAUGAAGUUAGAACAUUGACGUACCGGAAUUCCAUGUAUCAUAACAAACAUUUAUUCAAGGGCAAGAUAGUGCUCGACAUUGGGUGCGGCACGGGCAUUCUGUCGAUGUUCGCAGCGAAGGCGGGCGCCGCCCGAGUGAUUGGCAUUGACUGCUCGAACAUCGUGGAGUACGCUAAGCAGAUAGUCGAGGCCAACCAGCUGGCUGACGUGGUCACCAUCAUCAAGGGCAAAGUCGAGGAGGUCAGUCUGCCCGACGGCAUUGACGGUGUUGACAUCAUCAUUUCUGAAUGGAUGGGGUACUGCCUGUUCUAUGAGUCGAUGCUGGACACAGUGCUGUAUGCACGCGACAAGUGGCUGCGACCGGACGGCCUGCUGUUCCCCGACCGAGCCGCGCUCUAUGUGACAGGCAUCGAGGACCGCCAGUACAAGGACGAGAAGAUCAACUGGUGGGACGAGGUGUACGGCUUCGACAUGAGCGCCAUUCGCAAGGUCGCCAUCAGCGAGCCACUUAUCGAUGUUGUCGAUCCCAAACAGGUGGUAACGAACUCGUGCAUGCUGAAAGAGGUAGACCUGUACACAGUGACGAAGGACGACCUGAACUUCUCAUCGCCAUUCCACCUGCAGGUGCGCCGCAACGACUACAUCCAAGCGCUGGUGACGUUCUUCACGAUCGAGUUCACCAAGUGCCACAAGCGCAUUGGCUUCAGCACGGCGCCCGAGGCACCCUACACACACUGGAAGCAGACCGUCUUCUACUUCGACGACUACAUCACCGUCAAGAAGGGCGAGGAAAUUUACGGCACUUUCUCCAUGAAGCAGAACGCACGCAACGUCCGCGACCUCGACUUCAACAUUGAACUCGACUUUAAGGGUGAACUGUGCGAAAUGCACGAAGCAAACUGUUAUCGGAUGCGUUAGACAACGCUGUGGACUAUUCUUUAAAUUUUCUAUCCGCGAUUGUUGUGUUUACAGUUGAACUUAAUCUGAACGUAACGUAGUGUAUAGAGGGCGAGAAUUGCAACAACUACGAUUGUAAAAAAUUAACUAGGUACCGAUUUUCUCGAAAUUGCGAUAGGAUAUCAACGAUGUGGUGCUUAUCGUUUUACUUAAUCCGAGAACCACUAUAGUGCAUUUUAUGACUGAAAACCUCUGGCCAGCUUACAUUAUUAUUAUCUGUUGUUACAAAGUGGCAGACAGAUGAGCGUCCUCAUCUCGUAACUGCAUACAAACUUCAACGUAUUAAAGGAAGCCAACGUCUAGCCAGAGGUUUUUAACCAUGAAAUGCAUUAUAGAGUAUCUUAUCUAUUAUUGGCUGCUAGGAUUGUUUAAACAUAUUAGUUUACUCAGGAAAAUCUUGAACUCGCACUAUGCUGAAUUAUUAAAUUAUGUUUAUUUCUAGCCCACCAAUAAAAAGAAAAGAGGUUUUCCAAACCAUCAUUAAACUGAAUAGAAAUGGAAUUCAAGUUGUUAGAUCUAUGAUUCACACCUAUAAAUAAUUGGACCCCACAUCAUCUACCUUGAAUUGCUAUAACAUUUAAACUAUCUAUCUUUGUGUUAUAGAAUACUGAGUAGCCUAAAUGAUAUGUGGACCAAAGAACAAUCAAUGCUGAAUUUCACGUUGUCAUCCCAUUCAGGGAAACUUGAUGCAACCUCAAAACAUAAGUCAUGACAGAAAUUUUAAAUGUUAUAAUUUUUAACUAUGAACUCGGUGAUUAGUUGUCUUUAAGUUUAUUUAUACUUCGACUUUAUGGCUAAGGCUUUGUCUUCUACUCUGUAUGAUUGUAAAUCUUCAUUCGAGAUCUUAGUUCUUGAAGUGAAAGCAGUAUUACAUUGAAAUGCCAUGGAAUACGAGGGUAAUUUUUAUUCAACCUCCGAUCACAUAAAUAUGACACAGAUAAGCGGUAGGAGAGCUGUACAGCGUGUCCUCGUCCUCCCAAACACCUGUUCAUCCCUCCUCCUCCUCCUCCUCCCUCCCACUAUGUUCGUUGCGGCUAGGCAGAAACAUGGUCGCGUCAAUUCAUUUUCCGGCCAAGUUCUAGUUGCUUUCAGUGAUGAAAUUAUUACUUAAUAUACAUUUGUCUUUUAUGAAUGGCAAUCGGAAGUUUUGUUUCUUCUACUUCAUGAACUACUUUGAAUUUAUAAUUUUAAUUAUUUAACUUGAUUUUACCUGCAUUAAGAAACUUUGUAAUGUAAUUUUCGAUGUUCCAAUUAACAGUAGGAUCUGAGAACACUCUUUUUCAAAUAAUAACGCAAAGCUGAGUUUUAAAAUAACAUAAAUUUUGUCGAUACUGUUAUCCUCAUUUGUUUUUGUUUUUUUGUAGUAAUUAGUUGUAUUUGUUGCAUGAUAAUUGAGUUUCGGCGUCUUAUUAGAUUGAGUCGAAACUUUGAAUAAAAAUAAUAUUACAUGAUGAACCCUCGUUUUUUGAACGCUACUAUAAAUUGUAUAAAAUGUAUCAUAUUUUAUAUGAAUAUAAUCAACGAAGUGUUUUUCCUAUAAGCGCAUUUUUAUUGAGCUUUACUAUUACCAAUAAUUCAUAUUUGUUCUCUAAGAGCUCAAGUUAGUAUUCUCCAAUCGUAAUAAUACAUCUACAACGUGAUGAAGAUGUUUUUUUUUUCAAGUGUAGUAUCAUUUUAUUUCAAUAAAUAGAAUUAUUCAUUUUAUAAUUUUGUAUCAUUUUAUCUUAAUAUCAGUAACUGAUAUUCUAUUCCCAAGUAGUAAGGUUUUGUAAUGUAAUUUUACUUUGCAAUUGAUGAAGUCAGUUACAACUCUACUUAGUGAACGAUUUUAUUUUCAUCUGUGAUUACUCCAAACUUUAGUAGAAUAAAAUUGAGUAUUUUUCUCAGGAAAUUGGCAAAA